Messenger RNA from Sphaeroforma arctica JP610, 719 nucleotides. Its product is annotated as proteasome subunit alpha type-7. The record is from RefSeq and is a predicted model, not a curated record. The transcript is spliced from 6 exons. Lineage: Eukaryota; Ichthyosporea; Ichthyophonida. Gene Ontology annotation, cellular component: proteasome core complex, alpha-subunit complex; nucleus; proteasome core complex. The annotation marks the transcript as partial.
GGUCGGUGUUCGGGGUAAGAACAUAGUAGUCCUCGGCGUGGAGAAGAAGUCCAUUGCCAAACUACAGGAACCCAGGACAGUUCGCAAGAUCUGCAAGAUCGAUGAACAUAUCUGCGUUGCAUUUGCUGGGCUUACCGCGGACGGGCGAGUACUCGUGAACAAAGCCCGCGUGGAAUGCCAAAGUCACAGAUUAACGGUCGACGACCCUGUCACAACGGAAUACAUCACCCGCUAUAUCGCUGGUGUUCAACAGAAAUAUACUCAAAGCGGUGGGGUGCGGCCAUUUGGUGUGUCGACACUGGUUAUCGGAUUCGAUCCAGAUGGCACGCCCAACUUGUACCAAACGGAGCCCUCUGGAAACUUCUCUGCGUGGAAGGCAAACGCCAUUGGCCCAGCUUCGACCACCAUCCGAGAAUACUUUGAGAAGAACUACGAGGAAACCGAUACAGAUUCUGAUGAAGAAACCGUAAAGCUGGCUAUCAAGGCUUUGUUAGAGGUUGUACAAUCCGGCGGAAAGAACAUAGAAAUUGCCGUAUUGAAGAAUAAGACUCCUCUCGAGAUUUAUGCUCCGGAGAAGGUGGAGGAACUAGUCAAGAUUGUGACUGAUGAGAAAGCGGCUGAGGAAGAGAAGAAAAAGAAGAGCAAGAAGCCAUCAUCCGAUUGAAAUAUAAGCACCCCGAAACGCAGCGAAUAAAGAAUAGUGAAGUGUAUAAUGUGCA